AUGUACGGUGGACUAGUGGCUGGAAAUGGAGGCAUAGAUGGUACAAGGAAGAUCGGAUUGGAAGGCGGGAAUGGUGGACUAGUGCUUGGAAAUGGAGGCAGUAAUGGUAUAGGCAAGCUUGGAAUUAGAGGUGAGGAUGGUGAACUAGGUGAUCCUGGAAAUGCAGGCUCAGGUGGUGUAGGGAAGCCCGGAACUAGAGGUGGGGAUGACGGACUAGUGCUUGGAAAUGGAGGAAGUGAUGGUAUAGGCAAGCCCGGAAUUAGAGGUGAGGACGGUGAACUAGGAGAUCCUGGAAAUGAAGGCACAAUUGGUAUAGGGAAUCCUGGAACUAGAGGCGGAGACGAUGGACUAGUGCUUGGAAAUGGAGGUAGUGAUGGUAUAGGCAAACCCGGAAUUAGUGGUGAGGACGGUGAACUAGGCGAGCCUGGAAAUGAAGGCACGAAUGGUAUAGGUAAGCCUGGAACUAGUGGUGGGGAUGAUGGACUAGUACUUGGGAAUGGAGGUAUUGAUGGUAUAGGAAAGCCUGGAAUUAGAGGCGAGGACCGUGAACUAUGCGAUCCCGGAAUUAGAGGCGGGGAUGAUGGACUAGCGCUUGGAAAUGGAGGCAGUAAUGGUAUAGGCAAGCCUGGAAUUAGAGGUGAGGACGGUGAUCCUGGAAAUGGAGGCACUAAUGGUAUAGGUAAGCCUGGAAUUAGAGGCGAGGAUGGUGAACUAGGCGAUCCUGGAACUGAAGGCACUAAUGGUAUAGGUAAGCCUGGAAUUAGAGGUGAGGACGGUGAUCCUGGAACUGAAGGCACUAAUGGUAUAGGUAAGCCUGGAAUUAGCGAGGAUGGUGAAGAAGGUGAUCCUGGAAAUGGUAUAGGUAAGCCUGGAACUAAAGGCGGGGACGAUGGACUAGUGCUUGGAAAUGGAGGCAGUGAUGGUAUAGGUAAGCCUGGAAUUAGAGGUAAGGACGGUGAACUAGACGAGCCUGGAACAGAAGGUGGUCUAGCGCCUGGAAAUGGAGGCAUCUCAGAUGGUGCAAAGCGCGACGGGAGUAGAGGCCUGAUUAAGGGUGGCAUUGUACCAGACAAAGGUGAAGGAGACACAGAAAUAGGAGUUGAUGAAAAACACACAUGA
This is a messenger RNA of Solanum pennellii, 1119 nucleotides long. Its product is annotated as collagen alpha chain-like. The record is from RefSeq and is a predicted model, not a curated record. The transcript has a single exon. NCBI's taxonomy places the organism in Eukaryota, Viridiplantae, Streptophyta, Magnoliopsida, Solanales, Solanaceae. The coding region runs from base 1 to 1119 and encodes 372 amino acids.